Molecule: messenger RNA, 1896 nt
Organism: Linnemannia hyalina
Lineage: Eukaryota; Fungi; Mortierellomycota; Mortierellomycetes; Mortierellales; Mortierellaceae
Source: the annotation of a GenBank genome assembly
AUGGCCGACACUAUCGCCGUCGAUUCCCUCUCCCUCAACGCUGGUAAUGAUCAUGGCAGGACUACCCUCUCGCCCUUCCUCUUUCGGGAAUCGAAUAAGGGCUUGGCACCCACCCGUUCCUCCCCUCGAGCAUUCACUGGCCAGCAAUGGACGAAGCAAGUCGAGGCGGCGUUCAACGUUCAGGACCCAACAACAAUAGCAACAACGGCAGCACGCUGUCAUCUCGCUCACGUCGACGAGACCAAGGGCCAUGACGAGACCGGCAACGGUUCCGCCGAGCUCCCCUACCAGACCGCUGCCAGAGCCCUUCAGGCUCACGGUGAUGGCGCCAAGAUCUUGGUCUGGAAGGCCGCUGCUGCCGGCACUGACGAGGUCUCUGCCUACGUCCCCAUCUCCGGAGCUGCCUUGAAGAAGGCCGUCAAGAAGGUCGCUGAGCUCGAGAAGAAGGCCAAGAAGCAGGCCGAGCAGGCCUCUGAGCAGGCUGCUAAGGAUAAAGCUGCUGCCGAUGAGCGUGAGCGCGUCUUGGAGGCUGCCAAGGCCAUUGUCUUGACUGAGAACCCUGCCUUGCCCGCUGCCCAGAAGAUCAAGAUCAGAAACGGUGUUGAGAACAGAGGCAAGCGCGUUAGGGUCUCGGGAUGGGUUCACCGUCUCCGUGUCCAGGGAAAGAACAUGACCUUCAUCAUUCUCAGAGACGGUACCGGAUACCUCCAGUGCGUCCUCACCGACACCCUUUGCCAAACCUUCGAUGCUCUUACCCUUACUCUCGAGUCGACCGUCACCGUCUAUGGUGUGAUUAACGAGCUCCCCGAGGGCAAGACUGCACCUGAUAACCACGAGUUGACUGUUGACUACUGGGAGUGCAUUGGAAAGGCCCCCGGUGGCGAGGAGGCCAUGUCCAACAAGGUUAACGAGAACUCUGACCCCUCCGUCAAGUACGAUCUCCGUCACUUGGUCUUGCGCGAGGAGAAGGCUUCCGGCAUCUUGAAGGUCCGCUCUCAGGUCAUGAAGGCCUUCCGCGACCACUUUGACAACCGCGGCUUCACUGAGGUCACUCCCCCCGCCAUGGUCCAGACCUCGGUCGAGGGAGGUUCGACCUUGUUCGAGCUCAACUACUACAACGAGAAGGCUUACUUGACUCAGUCCUCCCAGUUGUACUUGGAGACCUGCCUUCCCUCCUUAGGAGAUGUCUACUGCUUGGCUGAGUCCUUCCGUGCCGAGAAGUCCCAUACCCGUCGCCACUUGUCCGAGUACACCCAUUGCGAGGCUGAGAUGGCUUUCAUUUCCUUUAACGAUUUGCUCGAGCAGUUGGAGGAGAUGGUCUGCGAUGUCAUUGACCGCACCUUGGCCCACAAGCCCUCUGCCGAAAUUGUUUACAAGCUCAACCCCAGCUUCAAGAAGCCCGAGCGCCCCUUCUUGCGCAUGGAUUACACCGAGGCCAUCCAGUACUUGAAGGACAACGACAUCAAGAAGGAGGACGGUACUUUCUACGAGGUUGGUGAGGAUAUCCCCGAGGCUCCCGAGCGUGCCAUGACCGACAAGAUUAACCGCCCCAUCUUCUUGUGCCGCUUCCCUGCCGAGAUCAAGUCGUUCUACAUGAAGCGCUGCCCCGAGAACAACGCCUUGACCGAGUCGGUCGAUGUGUUGAUGCCCGGUGUCGGAGAGAUUGUCGGAGGAUCGAUGCGUAUUUCUGACUUGGAGGAGUUGAUGGCCGCCUACAUUCGCGAGGGUCUUGACCCCAACCCUUACUACUGGUUCACCGAGCAGCGCAAGUACGGAACCUCGGAGCACGGAGGAUUCGGUCUUGGUGUUGAGCGGUACAUUGCCUGGUUGUUGAACCUCCACACCGUCCGUGAUGCAUGCUUGUACCCUAGAUUCACUGGCCGUGCUUUCCCUUAA